GGUCGGGCAUGGCUCUAUUUUCUAUGUUUUAGCUAGAGAACAUGCAGGGUCCCAGCCACAACUCAUAUAGCAGGAGGCCAUGACAAAAACCCAAUCGCACCGUGAUCGUGAAGCAAGCCUGCUGCUAUAGAGCUCUGCUCAUCUCGUAAACCAAAAAACCGAGGGCGCGCCACCCUUGUGCGACAGAAAACGUUUUCAAAAACUGGGUACGGAACUUACUUAUCUUUACACCCAGCAGAAAGCGGUACCGUGAGAUACGUUCUGGGAUCGUCUUACCGGUUCCGGCGUGCUCGUCCAAAGAAUCCAGGAAGCCUUCCGAUCGAAUCACGACUGGAGUCAAGCGGGAACCAAAAAUAGUCCACCAAGGGCCAACGCCAAAAUUUCCCAGUUCGCUCGUCCAAGUCCUGGGCAUUCGGAGCGCUUCUCGAUCAGAUUUGCUAGCACAUCAUUGACUCUAGCAUAGGGAGAUUCCGGUGCGGAGCGAGACUCACAGUCAGGAGGCUGUAAUUCAGAUACGCAUGUAUACUUGCUAGCUUCCUGGAUCUUGGUUAACAGUAAACAAAAUCAUCCAAACACAUCGAAUUGGUGCGCCACUAACAAAAACGGUUCGCAUGCUGGCCGCCGUACGUUCGCCACAAAUAAAAUUGCCGCCACGGCCGUCUCACUCCUCUCCGAGAACGAAUGCUUUUCUAGAGAGGCGCGCAGCGAAAGCACGACCGAAUAGUGCAUUGGAACUGGAAUCGGCGUCUGUGCGAAUACGGAAUAUCCGAGUGUUCGUAAACGCAGUAGGGCGGGGAGGGCAUACUUCCGUGCACCGAUUCUCCGUUGGAAGAAAGCCGCAGAAAUCCGGAGAGGCCGAAACGGAUUUGGUGGUCCGUGUGGGUCGACAUUUUCUCGAAUGCGGAGAUCGUGUCGUCAUCGAUAGGGUCCGAAGGUGAGCACGUGUGGUUGUGCAUGCCGACACACGCGCCGUUCCCAAUCUGUCAAUUUGCCGUUGGCGGAGAAAACGAGAAAGGAGCGGUUGACUUUUGCGUUGGCUGAUUGGAUCGGAGAACGGAAUUUCGAUGUCAGGAUCUCCCAUUUACUUAAUGGGGGCGCAAAAAUAAGUCAUGCACGACUUGCUGUCCUAUUCCUUUAAAUAUUUCAGACCAGACAACGUCAGCAGUUGAUAUGUGGCUUCCAACGAUAAUAAGUAACAAGUCCCGGGAGAGAACAACGAAAGCUGACGAUUGCCGAGAACCGUCUUCUCCAGGUUGAAACCACUACCAACGGUAUAUAUUUGGACGAGGUCGACGUUGCCCGAGACGCGAUACCGCGACGUAGCUCUUGGUACUGGUUUCGCCGUUGAAGUGUUGACGUGUACAGUGCGCUCUACUACUCGCAACGCUGUGCUCUGUCAGGUCUUCAACUCGCGGCUAUCAUACAGUUCACAAUAGCAAUAGGAAAGCCACCGAAAAAUUCGUCGUUGACGUUCACUGCCUGUGUCCAUGAUGAAGACUGCCGUCACAGUCAAUCCAUCGCUGCCUUCCAAUUCCAACAAGGCUUCCACUCUGAUUACCACGACGAGUUCGCUGUCGAGUGCGUCUUCCACUACGUCUAGUACAACGCGUACCCACUUUCCCCGUAUGCCCGUGUACGAAAGUAAUCGAGCUUUCAAGUUGCCGGACGAGCUGUCCGAGUCUUCCACCGUGAGUCUCGAUUUUCAAGACACACACGGUCCUACUGGGGGUCUCUUGACCUCACCCUUGGCAGCCGUUGCUGUCCAGAACGUGGCGGACGUGCCGCUUCCGCAGGGCUUUGAAUCACUCGCGCAACUUUCGAGUGUGGUCCGCGAUUUACCCCACUGCGUCCGAGGUCGACUACUAGCGGAAGGAUUCGUACCACUCUACGAAACCUCCGAAGUGUCGGUUCUGAAACUGCAACGGAUCAAAAAUACGGUUCUCGUCCAAUCCAACGCCACCGGCAGGAGCCUUCUGCACGCGUUGCGGAUUCCCCGUCGGCGUCUAGCGUCCGCCGUGGACUUUUUGUUGCACAACGCGCAAAAAGAGCCCGUAGUACUCAUCAAGCAGGAUUCGAAACGAGUCUUUGAUAUUCUGGGUACCACGCCACUUACGUUUUGGGAUACGUCCAGUUUGAAGGAACACGAACGGGAGUGGUAUCCCUGGUUUCGAGUCGUGACGAGCGAAUCGAGUCUGGACCGGGAAGAGCCCCGGACGGUCUACGCUUGGAACGGGUCCGAAUACGACUUGACGCAGCCCAUUUGGCAGGCCCAACCGGCGCGAGCCAGUGCCUCCAUGCAGCUCGUUGGUGCCAACGGCGUCGUGGUGGGACAAGUGUUACCGGAAACCUCCGAUCACGGUCGUCCCCGCACCCGCGUCGUAAUUCCUCCCGGAGUCGAUCCCGCCUUGGUGCUGGCGCUCUCCAUUCUGCUGCAAGAAACGUGUGACUCCACUUUCGCUCCGUUCGGUCCCGCCGGUCGAAUUCUUGUUCGUCCAGCUGUCGUAGCAACUGCGACUACCACGUGGUACGGAAGGAACCCGAGACAAGGGAACGUCACCGUUUCGCCGGACCAGAGAAAGAUGGGUGUCGGAUGGACAGACGAAGGGAUGGCGACUUUGCUGUCCGACAAUGACUAUAAACGAGUUACCUAUGUCGCGGGAUAG
Molecule: messenger RNA, 2663 nt
Organism: Phaeodactylum tricornutum CCAP 1055/1
Lineage: Eukaryota; Bacillariophyta; Bacillariophyceae; Surirellales; Neidiaceae
Exons: 2
Coding region: 1488-2663 (391 amino acids)
Source: RefSeq, a predicted model, not a curated record